This is a messenger RNA of Hylaeus volcanicus, 699 nucleotides long. Its product is annotated as brefeldin A-inhibited guanine nucleotide-exchange protein 3-like. The record is from RefSeq and is a predicted model, not a curated record. NCBI's taxonomy places the organism in Eukaryota, Metazoa, Arthropoda, Insecta, Hymenoptera, Colletidae. The annotation marks the transcript as partial. The transcript is spliced from 4 exons.
GGGCACGCCGAGAGUAGACAAGACAUUUGUCUCCAGGGAGGGAAAGGAGAACGAGGUGGGAAGAGGCUCCGGUUAUCUGGCCGCGUCUUUGAGCUUCGACAGCCACCAGGCGAAAACUGUCUACAGUAUUGGAACAGAACUGGUGCGAUUGGUAGGCUGCGUGGGUCCUCUCCGACCAGUUUUGGAGUCCGUGUUCCAUAGAAUGUUGCUGUACCCUCUUCCUCAGCAACGUUUAGAAUCUUUGAAGGCCCUUAAAGAGCUUCUGCGUAGUCCUAGUCGAAUGGUCGACUUUGCCGGCCCGUUGCUAGUGGAGGAAGACAGAUGCAGUCAUAUUCAAAGCGACAUGGCGUUGAUGAGGCUGGCGAUGGACUCGAUCGAGGAAUCGACGAAUGGCGGCUUGAGUAUAUUGCACGCGAGCGUUUCGUGCGUGGUCGCCAUGCUUUCGGCGCUUCAGGAGCUGUGCGAAGGAAAGGCCAUUAAUCAUACUUACACGUGCACGAUCAAUAGCCUCUAUGAGGAUCUGGAAUCCUGCGACUACCGGGGCCCUCUCACUUACCAAAGCAUGGCAAGGUUACCAAAAACUUACAGAGAGCAAUUGGAGCUGAUGAGGAAAGGAAUAGUAAGUUCGGACUCGGACUCCUCGGGCCACGGACCAUCGGAAGACGGCGACUCGACGGACACCGAGGGUCCUCAAAACGA